GAAACCCAUUAAUUUGGCCAAGUGCCUCUGGGCUCACGGCAACGCUAUAGCAACAAUGUCCAURCAUCUGUGGGUCUUCUCUAACGAUAGUUAUGUUUUGCCAUCAGUCUACGUUAAAUACGCUAAGACUGGAAAAGUAGUCGAGUCCUUCUAGUAAAUUCCAAGUGGACGAAAUUUCGCGGGGRAAAACGACAACAACUCAAGACCUACAAGAAUGGCGCUAAAAAAGAGAGAUUUCCAAAAGAUCGCUCAGCAAGUACAAGAAUUCUUAGUCAAACUAGCCUGUGAGGAAGGAACGGCAGWUUUACGAGACGCGUUGAACUUGGCUCUUCUUUAUACUCAAAGAUACUAUAAAACAUUACGGACUCGCAGUCAUUCGAAUAAGGUGUCUUCGGGCUCCGAACAUCGAUCCCUUAGCGGUACAUUGCUUUUUACUAACAGUUGUGGAGCAGUUAGCCCUGUAUCGCCUGCCUGUGGUGUGCAGAACCAGUUUGAAUGGAAAUGGUAUAAUCUCGAAUCACCAAAAUUAUCAGCAAGUUUGGGUACCUCAGAGUUCUGUUCGAUAUCUCCUUUCUUGCAAGCCGCUAAAACAGGUGAUAUCGAAGUACUCAAGGCACUGAUCGAUGAAGAMCCAGAAGCUGCUAAUAAUUCAUUGGAUGGUUUGGGCAGGAAUGGAUUGAUGUAUGCUGUUCACGGCAACACACCAGCACAUAUAGAGUGCCUCGAACUAAUUCUGGAAAAAACACAGAUUGAUCCAGACCACCAAGCCAAUGAUUAUUCUACUGCCCUUCAUGUUGCUACACAUGAGAACAACACCACAGCACUGAAGUUAUUGCUACGAAAUAAGGCAUCAUGUUCCAUAGAGGACAACGAAGGCCGCACAGCACUACAUUGGGCSGCGGCUAACCCCUCAGUAGAUAACCUCAAGCUUUUAUUGCAACAUGGUGCUAAUAUCAGAGUCAGUGAUUGUGAAGGGUUGACUCCAGCCAUGUGGGCAUGUCAUUUUGAUCAGCUGAAGAAUCUGACUGUUCUUCAGUCAGCUCUCAGUAGAGUUGAUCCUYGUGAUGAAGCCCUGUAUGAAGAGACAGACUUGAAAGGAAGGACUGUUGUGCAUUGGGCAGUCAACAAGACUGGGUCAACAGAAUGUCUGAAGGYGCUACUUACAAAGGAAUCAGGAAUACUAUAUGACAACGAGAAAAAGAACAUUCUCCAUACUGCAGCAGAACAAGGUGUUUUACCGGCGUGUCAGCUUGUUUUAGAUGUCUGUGGAGAUGAGUGUCUKUCCAUGACAGACAGUAAGGGAAGGACACCUCUUCAUCUUGCUGCUCUGUGCGGCCACGCGGAAAUUCUCAUGUUUCUACUCGAGAGAGGUGCUGAUCUUUCUGCACGGGAUAACAAYGGCCUUACUCCUGUGAACAUCAUUGAAAACAAGCAUUUGUACUACUGUAUGAUGGUGCUUAGUCUGAAUCCACAGUACCAGAAACUGUAUUCAGACCAAAACAACAAUAACUCGAUAACGAGUCCGCAUUUAGAUACGUCUGAUGAAACAAGCCGCAGUCGAAAGAUUUCUCCAUCCGCUCCGCYGGCGUCUGAAGUCAUCGACGACSAAUCUYGCACRGAAGCGAGAGAAAACCAUAGAACUGGUGAAGAGGACAAUGCGAUAUUUUACAAGGUAGACUCUUCUAACAGGCGUAAAUCAGAAGUAACGAGUACGCAAUUAGAACCACCUAAACCUCAACCAAGAAGGUCGAGAAAGCAAUCUGCACCAGCAAAACUUGGGCAUAAAAAUUACGAGRAAGAUGAAGAAGAWCUUCAACAAAAACGAGAGAUUCAAAGCCCAGAGUGCAGCAGUGGCUCAGAUAGCAAGGAAAAGCAGGCUCCAGUUCGACGACAGAGUUUACUGAUGCGACAGGAUGGRAUCCAGGARGAACCGGUUCAACAGGAUUUGUUGAGAGCUGCCUCUUUUGACCUGCGCACUGAGGACGGUACCGUUGUCUUGAUUGGAGAUAUCGAUGACUUACAAGCCAAUGCUGACGCUUUAGAUUUGAACGACGACGUUCUUGAGAUUGAUUGCGGCGACAARCACGAAGAAGAAGAAAACUUUGGGUACUCAAGUUCUCAUUUGGCGGAGGGACGUGGAAGUGCAUCYAGCGCGAAGAGCGAGCUUGACCAUGCAGAUAAUUGUAGUGUUAGUGUGGAGAUGAGCGUAUCCAGCAUCGGCAGCGACAACGAUAAUGGGUUAUUUAAUGACACACGUGAUAUACAUGAAGAAGUAUUGGAUGAUAGAGAUUAUGGUCAACCAUCAUCCAGUCCUGAGCGGAAGGUUAAUGUAAUAGCGAAAGGGACUGGACAACUGGUUUACCCUGCUCCUCCACCCAAUGAACCAUCCRUGCAACAACCACCCCACCCCCCUAAAAGUCCUCGUCAAAUCCACCACGAAUCUCAACACCAAGGAACAUCCUCCCAACCAGAACUAAUAUCAGAAACCACAGAAAAAAAGCCAAAAAAGAAAAAAGAAAAAAAGAAGAAGAAAGAUUCUUUGCACCAAGAGUCUUCUUCUCGGCCUCCUGUUACUCCUCCCCUUGGCGUCAUUGCACCUCUGGAGCCUCCCUCGAUGUCUCCGCUUGGUCCUGGUCCUGGUCCUUCGAAGCUCGGAGGGAUGAACGGGAUCGUUACAAAGCCAGGCCCAUGGGAGCAUGCAAGCUUAGGGCUCCUAAGAAGGGGUUCUCCUGAAUCACCUCGAUUUGGCCCUCAACCUCCUUACAGAUCUUCGGAAGAAUUUGAAGUGUACAACGAAAGAGGUGGUCUUGAUCGACCAAGAACACCCGAGCCACCCUGGAACUCAAGUCGCGACGUCAUGACAAAACCCUUGUACCAUCCAACACCACCUGGAGGGAGAGCUCAAGGAGAGGAACGAGACUUGUAUGGAGGUGCCUCAGGAUAUGUUAACCAAAACCAGGCAUUAUUAAGGAAUACUGAAAUGAUGAUUAGGGGACCGCCCACAGGGAAGAAUGGGGGAAUCAUGGGAAAUACGAUGCCAAGAUCCAAAAGUCCUCAGAUGACAGCCUUCAGUCUGCAUGGUGGACCCAUGCCUCACCCUCCUCAAAGAUAAAGUAGAUCCCCUACAUCUAUAUCAAGUGAUGUUGGAAAGCCCUUCAAUACUAGAGUGCAUACUUUAUAUCAGUGAAAAAGUUGACUUGCAAAUUCCUUCAAAUUAUUGCAGAGUUUUGUAGGUCUACGGUUUAAUGAGGUCUACUGUACUCACUAAUUAGUGCAAAUUUGUGGAUUUUUUUUUUUUAAUGUUCAUGGAUUUGGUUCACGGUAUGCACUCUGUUGUUCUCUUGGAUCAGAAGUAAAGAUCUGCAGAAGCCGCCAAAGAAAAAACUACAUCCAAAACCCUAAAAGACAUUGGUUUACAGGGUGCUAUGACAAGACAGAGCUCUCAAGCAUUUUAUUAUCCAUUCUAAAGUUGAGGAAAAAGAUGCAUCAGAAGCUUGACUAUGGACUACCUUGGACUCAUUCCGUGCCAGAAUAACCAUAAGGAAUGACCUGAUUGGUUAGCAUAUUUGGUAAUGCUUCCUGCUGAUUGAAAGCAAAAGCUUCACAAUGACAUUGUGUAUUUAUUAAUCCUCCACAAAUAUCCUAAACACGGAUUUCAGUUUCUCGUUUCGUAUUCAAAUCGGCCUUGCAGCUUGUUAUCGGGGUCGAGUAAGCAUUGUAAUGCAUUAAGGGACUGUUUUGAAAAAAAUAAUUCCAAGAUGGCGUCUAUUUUAUCCCUUCCCCCCCUCCCCAAAAAAAAGCAGAGCUUUCCCCUCAACCUUGGAUUGGCUAAUAGUCUGGAUGUACUCUCGGUAUUUUCUUUCUUUCAUUCUCUCUUUUUCAUUCGUUUCGAUUGGCCUAGACAUUGCAGCAUACAUAAAACUUCCCACUCUUCUAUACCUAAAUGAAUGCACUGCAAUCCAUGAUGCCUCGUGUGCUAAUAGAUUCCACCAUGUGGGAUCUAAAAACCUACUCGUAUUUAUAAAUACACUAUUCUCUCAAAACUUUCUAACUCACCRGUUCUCUGUGGAUUUUGGAUAAUUUAUUACCACCGAGUCUGGCUGAGAAGUACAAGCAUGACCUCUACUAUAAUGUUGGUAAAAUUCAUAUAUUUUCUAGCAUGCAGGUUUCUAUGUGAUAUUUAUAUAGCAAUUGUAAUGCAUUCUGGUCUAGAUUAGGUAGUCUUUUGUUUGAUGUCUUAUAUGGUAAUGUUUGUACCCAAGCUAGACCAGAAUGCACCUCGUUUGUACAACUAACUUAUUUAUCUUGUAGAUCUUUUGUAUCGAUGAAAUCAUGCUCUUCGUAYGACAUGUAUAUAUAGUAUAUUAAAAUUUAUAAAGUAUUUAUAUUAUAUUAAGGUAUUAGUAGUAGUCUAAUGUAAAAGUGAGGACCAUAAAAUGCAUACUGGCUCACUAAACACCAGGGCUCAGUUCUUAGAAGGGUUGAUAGCACUAUCGGACAGAUAAACCCACAUCCAGUGGAUAACUCAAUGUUAUCCAAUAAAUUUAACUACUGGAUAAGAUUUGUGAUGGAGCUAUCCACUCGUCAUACAACCGGGACCAGUACAAAAUGACAGAUGUAGUACAUUAAGUUAUUGAUGUAAUAAAGUUACACAUCCUUCUCAUGAGA
Actinia tenebrosa (Australian red waratah sea anemone) is the source of this 4668-nucleotide messenger RNA. RefSeq lists its product as uncharacterized. Gene Ontology annotation, molecular function: protein binding. The record is from RefSeq and is a predicted model, not a curated record. NCBI's taxonomy places the organism in Eukaryota, Metazoa, Cnidaria, Anthozoa, Actiniaria, Actiniidae.